UGGGCGGAGCCUGGGCGGGAGCGCAGAGCGCGAGUUCGCGGCGGGAGACUGAGGCCUGAAUGGCGCCGGCUCAGCAGUCUCGGGUUCUACGGUGCUGCAGCUGCCACAUCUUUCAGGCGCAUCAGGUGAAAAAGAGUCUCAAAUGGACAUGCAAGGCUUGUGGAGAGAAGCAGUCUUUUGUGCGGGCUUACGGUGAAGGCUCUGGUGCUGACUGUAGACGCCAUGUCCAAAAGCUAAAUCUGCUGCAAGGACAAGUGUCAGAACUGUCCCUCAGGUCUGUGGAGGAAGCUGUAAGAGCCAGUGAAGAGGAAAAUGCAGGCCCGCAGCAGGCUGAGGAAGGGAGUCAGCAGGCACUGUCUGAGCCCCUCCAGUCCCGUUGGCUGAAGUACCUGGACAAGGACUGUGAGGACCAGGAGCUGGACAGAGGAAGACCAGCUCUUAAGACACAGCUUUCAGCCAGGGCUGAGUGGCCAAGUCUAUCCUGCAGUCCAGCCCAACCCAGGAAAAGGAAGUGGAAUCGGAGCACAGGGCAGCCUGCACACGGCCUGCGCGUCCAAAGCGUGGACAGUGUUGAGGACAACUUGGAACACCAGGACUCUACUGGACUGUUUGGGACAGAGCAGCAAGGUAACAGCCCUGCCCUCAGUACUGCGAACCAUGCCCGGGAGCUCGCUUUCCCUAGGUGGAAACUACAAAGUCCUGUCAUGCAAGUUAAUGCCCCGUCUUCUAAAUGGGCACGGUUUCUCCUGUCACCUGGAAACAGUCCACGGGUGGAUGAGAAACCAUCAAGUCCUCUGCAGGAGAGCACCAGGCUAGCUGGCCUAGCACAAGCCGAACAAGGGACUGUUGAGACCAAGACUCCAGGGGAAGGCCACUUCAGCAGGGCCCCUGCCACUGUCAGGCCUCCUCAGACCACUCACACCACCACCCCACAGCUGGACAGGCCUGACAGGAAGACCCAAGAGCAGCCAAGGGUCACAGGGACUCCUCAAGCAGAUGGUAGGCCUUUGGCUCAAGGGACCCAAAAGGCUCCACCCUUGCAACUGCACAACCUCUUUACGACUGGAGAGGAUUUUGAUGAUGACCUGUAACCUUCACUUUGAUCCAUGUUACGUGAUCCCUCAAUGCCUGUCCUCCAUGUCACAGAUAGGGGUGCUUUGGAACAUAUGACCCAAUAAUAAACAUGCCUGUCAAACA
This is a messenger RNA of Apodemus sylvaticus (European woodmouse), 1197 nucleotides long. RefSeq names its product MRN complex interacting protein (gene Mrnip). Lineage: Eukaryota; Metazoa; Chordata; Mammalia; Rodentia; Muridae. Gene Ontology annotation, biological process: mitotic G2 DNA damage checkpoint signaling. Gene Ontology annotation, cellular component: nucleus. The record is from RefSeq and is a predicted model, not a curated record. The transcript has 7 exons. The coding region runs from base 60 to 1091 and encodes 343 amino acids. Gene Ontology annotation, molecular function: chromatin binding.